CUCAAAUGUUUCGUGUCAACUUUGUCCUGUUGGCACUGGGGCUGGUCAUGACCACUUCAAGUGCACAACAGUUACGCAUUAAGGAGCUGCACACGCUUCACAAGUGGAGCAAUCUUAGCUUAGGACCGGAUCAGGCGAGCAUUAGCCAUUUCCUGCCCGUCGAUUUGGACAUUGAGUACGGAGACGAGGGACGUCAUCGAACAUUUCUGACCAUACCACGUUUGAGCACUGGCACACCAUUUACACUGGCUACGGUGACAGCGGCUGAUAAUAAACUGCUCGAGAAUCCCCGCCUGGAGCCCUAUCCCAGCCUGGAGUGGCAUCAAUCAACUAGCAACUGCUCGGGCAUCACUUCGGCUAUCAGAACUUAUAUUGAUGAGUGUUGGCGCCUUUGGGUAGUGGAUUCGGGACAAGUCAAUUCUUUGCAGUUGUGUGCUCCACAAAUCUUGAUAUUCGACCUAGUCAAGGAUGAUCUGGUGCAGCGUUCCACGCUGCCUCCACACAUGUAUACGCCUAGUGUAUCGAUUUUUACGGCUUUGGUCGUGGAUCUUGCUGAGAGCAAGUGUUUGGGUGGCAGAGCUUACAUAGCUGAUGCCUGGGGCUAUGGCUUAAUUGUUUUUGAUGCCCUCACUGACAAAUCCUGGCGCAUUGAACACGAUUCCAUGCAGCCGUCCUUGGGUGUGCGUCGAUUUGGCAACGCCCAUGCUGGUAUCUUUACAGUCAGUCUGAGUCCAAGUCAAGCUACAGAGCGCUUUUUGUACUUCCACACGCUGAAUAGCUUCUAUGAGAUAGCUAUUCCCUUGCACGUGGUCAACAAUGCGAGUAUCUGGCAGCAGGCUUCGAGCAAGGUGGUCAGCACACAUUUUCGCGUUCUUGGCACGCGUGGCACUCAAUGCGAAUCGGAGGUCAUGGACAGUGGCGGCAAUCUCUACUGCAGUCUUAUCAGUCUAGGUGCUUUGAUCAGUUGGAGCGAACAUUCCAAUUACACUGCAGAUGAUAUACGCGCCGUGGCCUACAACCCACAACAGCUGAAAUUUGUGACUGGCUUAAAAAUCAAUUUAAACUCAAAGGGCGAGAGUGAACUAUGGGCGCUGAGUAGUGAACCGAAUCUCUUUGUAGGCGGCUCCUUGAAAGAGAACGAGAUUAAGUUUCAAAUUGUUGGCUGCCGUACAGCUGAUUUGCUGGCCAAUAGACCAUGUACAGUGGGUGCCGCGCAAUUAUAA
This is a messenger RNA of Drosophila hydei, 1223 nucleotides long. It is a transcript of the gene yellow-e3, whose product is annotated as protein yellow. The transcript is spliced from 3 exons. Gene Ontology annotation, cellular component: extracellular region. Lineage: Eukaryota; Metazoa; Arthropoda; Insecta; Diptera; Drosophilidae. The record is from RefSeq and is a predicted model, not a curated record. Bases 6 to 1223 code for a protein of 405 amino acids.